GACGCGACGCGUGAGACACGUGCCAUCGAUCCUUCCUGAAUGCUCCUAUUGACUCGAACUCUCUCAUCCUACAAGACUUUGCCUUUCUUAUAUUCGGUCAAACAUAAAUUCGGCAUGACUACCUCUACCUUCAUCCCGCUACGGACGACACGGACCAAUCGAAUUGCAAUACCAGACGAGAUGAAGAUCGAGUUGACGGAGACGGAAGAAAAGAUUUGUAUUCUUCUAGACAAGUGUAGGAAGCACCUCCAAGAGGUGAAAGAGAUUCAUACGGAAUGUAGGAUUGCUGGUGGAUGGGUCCGGGAUAAGUUACUGGGUUCACAGAGCAACGACAUCGACAUUGCUCUCACAGACAUGAUGGGUUAUGCGUUUGCUGAACAUCUCGCCGAAUUUGCGCAAGGGGAGGGUAUGGAGGUUGGUUCAAUAGGAAAGAUCGCACAGAACCCAGACCAGUCUAAACAUCUGGAAACGGCGACACUCAGAGUUCUUGGAAAAGACAUUGAUUUAGUGAAUUUACGGAGCGAAGAAUAUGCUAGUGGAAGUCGUAUACCGACAGGCGUAAUCUUUGGGACACCUGAACAGGAUGCUCUGAGGAGAGAUAUAACCAUCAAUGCUUUAUUUUACAAUUGUCAUACUCGUUCAGUAGAAGAUUGGACGAAGAAGAGUUUGGACGAUCUUCGGAAUGGCAUUGUACGCACGCCGUUAUCUCCCAAGGAAACCUUCAUAGAUGAUCCGCUACGAGUCUUGAGAUGCAUCAGGUUUGCGAGCCGAUUUGGUUUCGACAUUGUUCCAGAGAUUGAAAAGGCAGUUCGUGACCCAGGAAUCAAGGAAGCUCUUGUGUCUAAGGUUGCCCGUGAGCGCGCAGGGGAGGAGCUCUCCAAGAUGGUCAAAGGACAAGACCCUUUGCGCUCCAUCCAACUGAUCACAUCAUUAAAUAUUUACUCCUCUCUAUUCGCUGGGAUUCCAACGGACAUUGUGAAGACGUUUUCUGUCCAUCCAUCUUCCGAAGGGGAUGCCAUGAAAGCGGCAUGCAUCCUUCAGACACUUUUAACACCUGAAGAUAGUAGUCUACCUUGCGUACAUCCAAUGAUGUUAAAAGCGGUCGAAGACGAUGCUACUUGCAAGCCCCGACUUUUUCUGGGAGCUUUCUUAACUCCCUUCUUAGGUAUAACUUACCGCGAUCGGAAAGAAAAGGAGUAUCCAGUAGUUGAGUACGUUAUACGGGAGUGUCUAAAGCUUGGAUCUCAGAACCACUUCUUGAAUGGAAUCCCUGCUUUAUUUUCUGCUUGCAAGUUAUUAAAAAACCCGGAUCUGAAUGAUAAAAGGUUCAAGAACCCCUCGGAGCGAGUAGCAAUUGGUCUACUGCUUAGGGAGAAAGUCGUGCAUAAUGUACAUACGGGCUCACAUUGGACAAGCUCGCUUUUGUUCUCUCUCGUACAAGACCUGGUUCACCUCUGUGAAGACGUGACACGGGGAGUAAGAGCGGAUCAGGCGGUCAAAGUCAUUGAGGUGUACAACACGUUCGUGGAACAAGUAGAAGCACUUGGCCUCCAUGACAUGGUCGACGCGAAACCUUUGUUAGAUGGCAACGAAGUUUGCUCGGCAUUCGGUGCUAGUCGUGGUCGAUGGACAGGAGCAGCGCUCGCUAGCGUACUUAGUUGGCAGCUGGAAAACCCGCAAGGGACCAAAGAGGAGUGCUUGACCUGGUUGAAGGGAGAGCACCAACAAGGUAAUCUUGAAGUCGACGAUGUUAAAUCGGACUCGGGGCCUGCAAACAAGAAAGCUCGGACUAAAUAGAAUGUAUUGCAACGCAGGAUUAGCUACGGAGGGGAGAUGAGAAGAAACCGAGAGAUCAUGAACGAACCGAGAAAGAGAAGAGUGAUGGUGAUAACAGUACAUAUACAUGUGCUUUGGUAUAGAGAUUGAGAGGUGAAUUUUAUAAGACAAGAGGGGG
Marasmius oreades (fairy-ring Marasmius) is the source of this 1954-nucleotide messenger RNA. RefSeq lists its product as uncharacterized. NCBI's taxonomy places the organism in Eukaryota, Fungi, Basidiomycota, Agaricomycetes, Agaricales, Marasmiaceae. The record is from RefSeq and is a predicted model, not a curated record. Bases 40 to 1797 code for a protein of 585 amino acids. The transcript is spliced from 9 exons. Gene Ontology annotation, molecular function: RNA binding; ATP:3'-cytidine-cytidine-tRNA adenylyltransferase activity. Gene Ontology annotation, biological process: tRNA 3'-terminal CCA addition.